Messenger RNA from Dromiciops gliroides (monito del monte), 1822 nucleotides. RefSeq names its product hyaluronan and proteoglycan link protein 2 (gene HAPLN2). The record is from RefSeq and is a predicted model, not a curated record. Gene Ontology annotation, biological process: cell adhesion. The transcript is spliced from 8 exons. Bases 296 to 1321 code for a protein of 341 amino acids. NCBI's taxonomy places the organism in Eukaryota, Metazoa, Chordata, Mammalia, Microbiotheria, Microbiotheriidae. Gene Ontology annotation, molecular function: hyaluronic acid binding.
GACAAAGAGACAGACAGGGGGUUGGGCAGAAGAGGUCAGGGCUUUGAAGCAGUUGGAUGUCUAGGUCUUACCCCAAGAAUCUCUUCUCCCAAGCGAUGCUCAGAUCGGGGCCAGGAUCAGGACACAGAGUGCAAAGGACAAAAGGUUACUAAUUACUGCCUUAUUCUGCUACUGUGGAGAUAGCUUCUUCUUGCAGCAAUCUUGCCUGUGAUUCUUCCUGCUACCAAAUUCAGUCCCUGUUGCUGUGCCCCCAUUGAAGAUGGAACCCAGAUCACCUUCUAGCUGAGUUCCUGUCAUGCCUAAUCAGUUAAUCCUCUCUGCCCUCUGGAGCCUGCUCUUUCCUCUAGGUGUUGCUAUCUAUCACAAAGGCACAGGGAACCCAGCACCCCACCCUGGCCCCCACUACCUCCUGCCCCCCAUCCAUGAGGUCAUUCACUCUCGCCGCGGUGCCACGGUCACCCUACCCUGCGUUCUGGGCACCCCACCCCCCAGCUACAAGGUGCGCUGGAGCAAAGUGGAGCCUGGGGAACUACGAGAAACACUGAUCCUGAUCACCAACGGGCACCAUGCCCGGGGCUAUGGACCCCUGGGAGACCGUGCCAGGAUGAGGAGGGGGCACAGGCUGGAUGCCUCCUUGGUGAUCAUGGGUGUGGCGCUAGAGGAUGAGGGGAAAUACCGCUGCGAGCUCAUCAAUGGACUGGAAGAUGAGAGUUUGGCAUUGACCCUCAGGCUGGAGGGUGUGGUUUUCCCGUACCAGCCCAGUCAGGGCCGAUACCAGUUUAAUUACUAUGAAGCUAAGCGGGCAUGUGCGGAGCAGGACGGGCGGCUGGCCACGUACCCUCAGCUCUACCAGGCAUGGACCGAGGGCCUGGACUGGUGUAACGCGGGUUGGCUUCUGGAGGGCUCUGUGCGUUACCCGGUGCUGACAGCUCGAGCGCCCUGUGGGGGCCGGGGCCGGCCAGGGAUUCGCAGCUAUGGGCCCAGAGACAAGCAGCGUGAUCGCUACGACGCCUUCUGCUUCACCUCCGCGCUGCGGGGCCACGUGUUCUUCGUGCCCGGCCGUCUGACGCUAGCGGAGGCUAGCGGAGCCUGCGCGAGGCGUGGGGCUGUUCUGGCCAAGGUUGGCCACCUCUAUGCAGCCUGGAAGUUUUCGGGCCUGGACCGCUGCGACGGGGGCUGGCUGGCGGACGGCAGUGUGCGCUUCCCCAUCACCACCCCGCGGCCCCGCUGCGGGGGUCUCCCGGAUCCCGGAGUCCGCAGCUUCGGUUUUCCCAGUCCAGAGCAGCCGGCCUAUGGGACUUACUGCUAUGCCGAGACCUAGGGGGUGCAUUCCCUUCAAAGCCCCAGUCUAGAUUGCAGCCCUCCUCUCCAAUGUUGAAUCUAGUCCACCUGGGAAAGAGACAGACUCGACUUGGUGAUGGGGAGUGUUUGCAAUAGGGGUGUGUAUGUCUGCACUGCAUCCCUCCUUUCCGAACUUCUCCUUGCUAGACAGACUGAGAGAGACAAGCAAAGACUUACUGAUACUCUCCAUUUUCCUCACUGCAGACAGCUGUGCCAAAGUCCAGGCGGGGCCAGGGAGGUAGACAUUGUUAGAUGCCCCAGGGCUGUUGCCCUUCCUAGGUGUGAUUUGGCUAGAGGAGGCCUUUGGGAUGACUGGGUGCACUUGCACUGAGGACUAAUAGUAUUUGAACGGUGCUUCCCCUGGAGAGAACGAGUCCGGCGUGGGAGAACCCAACAGAGUCCAGUGUCGAAAUAUUAACUGAUCUUUGUAGCUUAAUAAAAUAACCGUGGAGACCUUCGCUCUCCAGAGAAGUUGAAACCA